Molecule: messenger RNA, 717 nt
Organism: Bipolaris zeicola 26-R-13
Lineage: Eukaryota; Fungi; Ascomycota; Dothideomycetes; Pleosporales; Pleosporaceae
Exons: 1
Coding region: 1-717 (238 amino acids)
Source: RefSeq, a predicted model, not a curated record
AUGGCAUCCAAAUUUCUCCGUCUAAACCGCAACUUCCUCCUCGCCCGCCCAACCGCGCGGCUAACCCCUACAUCACCAUGCGCACUGCGCCUCGGCACAACCUCUACCAACGACCUAAGCAACCACAACACCACGCGCCCCUUCUCACAGACCCCGCAGCCAGCCCUUCAAAUCGACUCAACCUUCAUCUCGCAAAUCACAGCUGCCGAAAAGGCCAUAACCGGCAGCGACAAGCCCGUCGCCAACGGUCCCACGGCAAAAGCCCAAGCACACGCCGGCCAGACACUCACGGGGAGCAUAAUCCACGACAUCACCAUGGCCGAGAGGGCGAUAACAGGGCGCGAGGAUGCCAUAAAAGGCGGUCCUACAUCUAUCGCUCAGUCGGCCUUGACAUCUGGCAAUAGUCUUAACAACAACAAUAAUAACAACAACAACAAUAAUAAUAACGCUGCGAAUGCAACGACGUCAUCGCACUCCGGUACCCUGGACUCGACGACGCUGCAUAAAAUUACAGAGGCAGAGAAGAAACUUACGGGUCAGGAUGGUCCGGUUAAGGAUGGUCCUACGGCGCAUGCGCAGAGCCAUGCGAAUGAGCCGAUUACGAGUCAGGCGUUGCAUGAUAUUACUGUUGGGGAGAAGAAGGUUACGGGUGGGGAGAGGGUUAAGGGGGGUCCGACGGCGACGGCGCAGAGUGAGUUGAGUAAGAGUCGGGCGUGA